Molecule: messenger RNA, 1029 nt
Organism: Truncatella angustata
Lineage: Eukaryota; Fungi; Ascomycota; Sordariomycetes; Amphisphaeriales; Sporocadaceae
Exons: 2
Coding region: 1-1029 (342 amino acids)
Molecular function (GO): DNA binding
Source: RefSeq, a predicted model, not a curated record
AUGGUAUCCGAAGAGACUACAGCAGGUGAGUCCGAUUUGAUCGGGAACCGGGAUCCUUUAGCACAGGUACACUCGGAGGCCCCUGCUAAGACGAGCUAUGCUAAGGAAGGAACAGUCAACAAUGAUAACUCGAAGAUCAGCUUUCCUGGAGCAGUCGACGUCAUUAACGCCGACCCUAAGCAAGACAACGCCCAGCCUUCAACCCAAACAGUCGCGAUAGAUUUGGUCCAGAUCAGAUCCGACAGUCUCAGCAUGGAGAUGUCGCCUACUAAGGUUACUCCAGCUCGACCACUGCCGGCACCAGCUGUUUUGAGCUCAUGUCGGAAGAAGCGUGGUCGGCCGCGCAAGAACCCGCUGCCGGAUGUCACGGAUGCCACCUUGGGCAAUAGCAGUCCUCUCGACACCAGCACACCACCGCGCAAGCGAGGCCGUCCCCCGAAGGUCAAGAAGGACGACAAGACUCCGCACAAGAAUGCACCAAGCUCGUCUGACAAGAGACUGAUGGCUGCUGUCCGACGCAAUUCCAAGCUCAGGGAGAGAAACGAGAUGCACCACAAACCUUUCCCUCCCAUGCAGCCUACUUUCUCUCGAAGCCAGUCCCCUGCACCUCCCGUCCAGUAUCCAAAUAAUGGAUCCGCCAGCGGCACGCAGAUGCUCACCACCGCCUUCACACCGGUCAACCAAAUGCGGGCCAAUCAUGGCAAGAACCAUGGAUUUGGCCCUUUGGGCUUGUCUACUGCAACGCCGUACAAGGCCUUUACGGGGUAUGGCACAGCCGGACACAUGACUAGCCAAGGCUCACCCUCUCAAGCCGCCUCUUCCACAACAUCGUGCGACUGUAACUCCGUCAAGGUCAUGAUGAGGGACGUCUUCUUCGGGAGCGCGAUCAAGGACCAGGACGUCUGGGUCGUCCCCAAUGUCACAGCUCUCGAGUUGCAUCACUACUUCGGCGGCGGCAUCCCAGCACCCAGGGGCGAUCUUGUGCUUACUUCUGACAAGGUGGAGAUGAUCCGCAACUUACUUUUCUGA